AUGAACAAGACUGAAUUGCAGUUCUACAUUGCUUUCGCGUUCACUAUCGCUAACUGCACCGUGUUGCUCUUUACUUUGUUCGUGGGACUUGCGGCGAACAUCUUCGUCAUCUGGGCGGUGGUCCAUCAGAAGUCGCUUCAGACGUCCAACAACGCGCUCCUCGUGAACCUCGCGGUCAUCGAUCUCCUCCGGUGCGCGGUUGAUUGCCCUUUGCUUCUGUUGAUUGCAUUUCGGGGAUACGGAAUCGGUGACCUUGGCGCCCUGCUCUGUGAUGCGCAAAUGCUGACCUUUUCCUUCAGCUGCUGUGUGCAGCUGCUCACCCUGGCCUGCAUCAGUGCAGAGCGAUACCAAGCCAUAGCGAACCCAUUUCAAACGAAGCAGCGCCGAAGACGGAUCAUGGUGUGGAUCCCGCUCACUUGGGCGGUAGCGAUACUCCUCUCGGUUCUCUGUUUAAUAAGUGCAAAAGAUGCACCUGUCUUUGUGAAAUGUACAGGAAUACGCAUUGAUGCUCUGCCAACUUAUGACACUUUUGGACGGUAUAUUUUAGUUCCAGUCUGGUCCGGGUGUUUGGCGGUCAUUAUUGCAUUCUACAGUCGGAUAUUUUUCAUAGUUCGAACGCACAACAGGAAAAUAUUUGACAAAGGAGUUUUUCCUCCCCCUAAGCAAAACAAUGAUGGUGUUGCGAAUGAUGGAAAAGAGACAGCAAACGAAAAAAACAGAAUGGAAGAACACGUCUCAAAGAAAGCAAACCACGACCAAGAAGAGUCGCAAAAAGAUGAUUCCUUACUCAUUGCGCUGCCAGCAGAAACCAGACCACCUGCGGCUACAGAGACUGAGAAGUUGCCGUUGGCUCACGACGGAGCGCAAGUUGGAGCUCUUAAUUCUUCCGCUCCUGCGAGUAUACUCGUUACCACCACCAGACACCCCUCCACAGGCAGAGUGAUAACCAAAAUGGAGAGUCAGCCUGCAGUAAUAGUUAGUCCGAAAAAAGAAACGUCAGUGGUUUCCUGUGAGGUUCCUGCGGAUGUCCCCCCAGCCACGAAACCGCCUGUGUUGGUAGACCUUGAGGGUAGUAAAGCGGACUACGCUCCGGACUCUCAACCUGUUGAUAACGUCACGGCAGAAGUUGUACCUUUACCUGCCGGGGGAUCGCACACCACAGACGCACACGCUAACCCACCAGCUGCUACGGGUGACCACGGGGAGGUGGCUGGCGCGGUCUGCAUGAUGCCGUCCUUCGCAAACCGGGAGAGAGCGAGCAAAAACAAGGAGGGCAAACUGGCCAAGCGCUCCGGUUACAUUAUACUCACCUUUCUACUGUUCUGGACUCCGCUCGUCCUGUCGGUGCUCGUCAACUUCGUGAACAGACACAACAAUCCAGCUAUGGAGAUUGCUUGGGAGGUUGAAAUCCUGUCAGUUUCCGUGGCCUGUAUGACUUCUGCCACGAACCCUAUUACAUAUGCUGUGGUAAAUCCACAAUUUCGAACUGAAUUUCAAAACCUAAGGGCGAAAUGCUACUUCAAAAUGUUUUGUUCAAAACCUUAAAUAAGCACCUGCUUAUGUUUAUUAAAAUCACUGGGCACUUAAGUGCAACUACAUAAAAGCUACAUACUCAAGGAAUAACAGCAACAUUAAGCUUUCACAAUACUUGCACACAUAGAAAGUUGUCCAUGAUACAUUACACUUUCAUACCUGUCAUAAUCAUGUUUUGCUGAAAUGUCACAUCAACACCCUGCCAACAGCAUCACAUGACACAUGACAGCUGUUGACUGAAAGGUGUAGUGUGUCUGUAGGCAGGGUUUGAUGUGACAUUCAUUUCUACAUAACAGUUUAUAUAACAAUGUAUCCUGUAUCAUCUUCAGUUGCAUAUUUGCAAUCAUGAUUGCUACUA
Molecule: messenger RNA, 1891 nt
Organism: Megalops cyprinoides (Indo-Pacific tarpon)
Lineage: Eukaryota; Metazoa; Chordata; Actinopteri; Elopiformes; Megalopidae
Exons: 2
Coding region: 1-1545 (514 amino acids)
Biological process (GO): G protein-coupled receptor signaling pathway
Cellular component (GO): membrane
Molecular function (GO): G protein-coupled receptor activity
Source: RefSeq, a predicted model, not a curated record